AUGUGGUCACAGAUGUCACUCUUGGUACUAAUUGCGGCAACACUAAAAGCGUUUACGGUACUACCCUAUGUACAAAUUGAUUUUGUUCACUAUUUUAGAUUAGCGCAAUGCGAUGCAAAAUGUGCUGAAAAGGUAAUUAAUUUGAAAUUAAGCUCAUAA
Messenger RNA from Loa loa (African eye worm), 159 nucleotides. RefSeq lists its product as hypothetical. The transcript has a single exon. NCBI's taxonomy places the organism in Eukaryota, Metazoa, Nematoda, Chromadorea, Rhabditida, Onchocercidae. The record is from RefSeq and is a predicted model, not a curated record. The coding region runs from base 1 to 159 and encodes 52 amino acids.